GCGUCCUUCUCCCGAUCGCUGGUGGUGGAUGGAACUUGGAGUCCCGGGCGGGUGGGAGGAGUCUGGAGCUGGGCACUCGAUCCCUUGGAAUCGAUCGACGGAUCCAGGCGAGGCAACUGUCACCCCUUCUUCGGAUCAUUCCCUUCUCAAGCUUGAAAACUGAAAGCAUCCCCCCCCCCACCUUCUGUGGGAGGAUUCUUAUUGUUUGAGGAUUAAAAUUCCACAUCUCCUGAAAUGGCUCAUUUCGGUGGCUCUUCUUACUAUUCUGCUCCUCUGACCGAAAGUCCUUUUGCAAAUCCAGGACAGACUUUGGAUGGGUGUGACCCAGUGUCUUGGUACACCCCAAAAACUGGCUCACAAUUCCCAGAAGGAAAUGGAUCCCGUCUUGCCUUGCUUGGACCUACUGAGAAGUGCUGGAGAAGAACGAGGAAGGAGGAAAGUGUCCUGGAAGGAGGAACCAGAAGAUGGGCUGGAGAUCAUCAACUUUGCCGGGAGUUCUACGAAGAAGGCGAGACACCCCGAGAACUUUGCACUCGCUUACACAGUCUUUAUCGUCAAUGGCUGAAGCCAGAGAAACACACGAAAGCUCAGAUGUUGGACUUGGUGGUCCUGGAGCAGUUCCUGGCCGUCCUGCCCCCAAAGAUGGAGAGCUGGGUGCGAGAGUGUGGAGCAGAGACCAGCUCCCAAGCUGUGGCCCUGGCAGAAGGUUUCCUCCUGAGCCAGGCGGAGGAAAAGAAGCUGGCAGAAAUGCAGGUUCAGGAUCCCUUCAUGGAAGUGGGUGUUCAAAACCUCCAAGCACAUAGAGACAUGUCAUCUCUCUCUCAAGAACUGGCCUUCGGAGGGAUCUCCCAAGAGGAUCCAGCUCAGAUCACAUCCGAAAGGAAAGGAGCAAUCCUGAGGUUUCCUGCAGAAGCACCUUUGUUUUGUGGUGAUUCUGAAACUGCUGUUGUCAUUCCAACUCAGAAUCAUAUGUCAUUUGAAGAUAUAGUCAUAUUUUUUUCUGAAGAGGAGUGGGAUCUGCUGAAUCCUGACCAGAAAUUGCUGUACAGGGAGAUCACAUUGGAAAAUGCAAGGAACAUGACCUCCAUAGGUGAAAGGUGGGAGGAUGACGACUCCAAGGAGGAGAUGAUAGAGCACUUGCCAUCAGUAAAAAAUGAAAUUGGAGAAAGGAUGUUCCAAUGUCAAUGGGGAGUCCAAAGUCCUGAGGAAAAGCAGCUAAACGGAGAGCCAGAGAUAGCCCUCGCUUUUCAUCGUGCAGAUAACAAUGCACUUCUGGCUGAAAAAAAUCACCAAGAAACUGGAAUGUGUCCAGGGUGUGGAAAAAUAUUGAAGGAGGAAUCAGGAUUAUGUGGAUAUUGCAGAAGUCACCCUGUCGAGACACAACAUGUAACUUGGGAAUGGCUCUUUCCUCUUACUUUAAAUCAAAAUAUAUCGCUCGAGGAGAAAUUAUAUAAACCUGUGGAAUGUGGAGAGAGCUUCAGCGAGAGUAGCCAUCUCAGUGACCAUCAAAAGAGUCAUCUCCAGGAGAAUCCAUAUCAAGGCAUGGAUUGUGGGAAGAGCUUCCAUCAGAAAAGUUACCUUAUGACCCAUGAAAGGAUCCAUCGAGGAGAGAAAUCACAUCCAUGCUUGGAGUGUGGAAAGAGCUUCAUUAAGAGAAGUUCUCUGACUUCCCACAUGAGAAUCCACAGCGGGGAGAAACCCUACCAAUGUGCUGAGUGUGGAAAGUGCUUCUCUCAGAGAAGCAACCUUACUUCACAUAAGAGGAUCCACACAGGGGAGAAACCGUAUCAGUGCCUGGAGUGCGAGAAGUGCUUCAUCGACGUAAGUCACCUCACUACCCAUAAAAGAAUCCAUACUGGAGAGAAGCCGUAUAAAUGUCUGGAGUGUGGGAAGAGUUUUAGUGUGAGCUGUUCCCUGACAUCCCAUAUGAGGAUGCACCGAGGAGAGAAACCGUAUCAAUGCAUGGAGUGUGGAAAGAGCUUUAUUAAGAAAAGUUCUCUGACUUCCCACACAAGAAUCCACAGUGGGGAGAAACCCUACCAAUGUGUGGAGUGUGGGAAGUGCUUCUCUCAGAGAAGCAACCUUACCUCCCAUAAGAGGAUCCACACAGGGGAGAAACCCUAUCAGUGCCUGGAGUGCGAGAAGCGCUUCAACGAUUUAAGUCAUCUCACUUCACAUAAAAGGAUCCACACUGGAGAGAAGCCAUAUAAAUGUCUGGAGUGUGAGAAGAGUUUUAGUGUGAGCUGUUCCCUGACAUCCCAUAUGAGGAUGCACCGAGGAGAGAAACCCCAUCAAUGCAUGGAGUGUGGAAAGAGCUUCAGUCAGAGCAGUUACCUGAGUUCCCACAUGAGACUCCAUAGCGGGGAGAAACCCUAUCAAUGUGCGGAAUGUGGGAAGUGCUUCUAUCGCAAAAGUCGCCUUACUUUCCAUAAAAGGCUCCACACAGGGGAGAAACCGUAUCACUGCCUGGAAUGCGGAAAAAGCUUCAGUGAUGCAAGUUACCUCAAUUCUCAUAAAAGGAUCCACACUGGAGAAAAGCCAUAUCAAUGUCUGGAGUGUGGGAAGAGUUUUAGCGUAAGCUGUUCCCUUACAUCCCAUAAAAGGAUCCACACGGGGGAGAAGCCAUACAAAUGUAUGGAAUGUGGAAAGAGCUUCACUGUAAGCAGUUCCCUUAGUUCUCAUAAAAAGAUCCACACGGGGGAGAAACCGUACCACUGUGAGGAAUGUGGAAAGACCUUUAGAAAGAGUAGUUCUGUGACUUCCCACAGAAGGAUCCACAUACGAGAAACCAUAAAACUGAAAGCAUUUUCCCCCUCUCUGGGAGGAUUCUUAUUGUUUGAGCAUCAAAGUUCCACAUCUCCUGAAAUGGCUCAUUUUGGUGGCUCUUCUUACCAUUCUGCUCCUCUGACCAAAAGUCCUUUUGCAAAUCCAGGACAGACUUUGGAUGGGUGUGACCCAGCUUCUUUGUACACCCCAAAAUCCGGCUCACGAGACCCAGAAGGAAAUGGAUCCCGUGUUGCCUUGCUUAGGUCUACUGAGAAGUUCUGGAGAAGAACGAAGGAGGACAAUGUCCUGGAAGGAGAUACCACCAGAUGGGCUGGAGAACAUCAACUUUGCCGGGCGUUCUUCUAUGAAGAAACCGAGGAACCUCGAGAACUUUGCACUCGUUUACACCGUCUUUCUCGUCAAUGGCUGAAGCCAGAGAAACACACGAAAGCUCAGAUGUUGGACUUGGUGGUCCUGGAGCAGUUCCUGGCUGUCCUGCCCCCAAAGAUGGAGAGCUGGGUGCGAGAGUGUGGAGCAGAGACGAGCUCCCAGGCGGUGGCCCUGGCAGAAGGUUUCCUCCUGAGCCAGGCGGAGGAGAAAAAGCAGGGAGAGAUGCAGGUUCAGGAUCCCUUCAUAGAAGUGGGUGUUCAAAACCUCCAAGCACAUAGAGACAUGUCAUCUCUCUCACAAGAACUGGCCUUCGGAGGGAUCUCCCAAGAGGAUCCAGCUCAGAUCACAUCCGAAAUGAAUGGAGCAACCCUGAGGUUUCCUGCAGAAAUGUCUUUGCUUUGUGGUGGAACUGAAACUGCUGUUGUCAUUCCAGUUCAGGUUCAGGAUCCCUUCAUGGAAGUGGAUGCUCAAGACCCCCGAGAACACAAAGACAUGUCAUCUCUCACUCAAGAACUGGCCUUUGGGGGGAUCUCCCAAGAAGAUCCAGCUCAGAUCACGUCAGAAGGAAAAGGAGCAAUCCCGAGGUUUCCUGCAGAAGCAUCUUUGUUUUGUGGUGAUUCUGAAACUGCUGCUGUCAUUCCAACUCAGAAUCAUAUGUUAUUUGAAGAUAUAGCCAUAUUUUUUUCUGAAGAGGAGUGGGCUCUGCUGAAUCCUGACCAGAAAUUGCUGUACAGGGAGAUCACAUUGGAAAAUGCAAGGAACGUGACCUCCAUAGGCGAAAGGUGGGAGGAUGAGGACUCCAAGAAGGAGAUGAUAGAGCACUUGCCAUCAGUCAAAAAUGAAAUUGGAGAAAGGAUGUUCCAGUGUCAAUGGGGAGUCCAAAGUCCUGAGGAAAAGCAGUUAAAAGUAGAGCCAGAGAUAGCCCUUGCUUUUCAUCAUGUAGAUAACAAUGCGCUUCUGGCCGAAAAAAAUCACCAAGAAACCAGAAUGUGUCCAGGUUGUGGAAAAAUAUUGAAGGAGGAAUCAGGAUUGUGUGGGUAUUGCAGAAGCCACCCUGUUGAGGCACAACAUGUAACUUGGGAAUGGGUCUUUCCUCUUACUUUAAAUCAAAAUAUAUCACUUGAGGAGAAAUUAUAUACAUCUGUGGAGUGCGGAGAGAGCUUUAGCCAGAGUAGCCAACUCAGUGACCAUCAAAAAAAUCAUCUCCAGGAGAAUUCAUAUCAGUCCAUGGAUUGUGGGAAGAGCUUCUAUCAGAAAAGUCACCUUAUGACCCAUGAAAGAAUCCACCAAGAAGAGAAACCACAUCCAUGGUUGGAGUGUGGAAAGAGCUUCAGUCAGAGCAGUUACCUGAUUUCCCAGACGAGAAUCCAUAGUGGAGAGAAACGCUAUCAAUGUUUGGAGUGUGGGAAGUCCUUCUGCCGCAAAAGCCGACUUACUUCCCAUAAGAGGAGCCACACAGGGGAAAAGCCGUAUCAGUGCCUGGAGUGCGGAAAGAGCUUCAGUGAUGCAAGUUACCUCACUUCCCAUAAAAAGAUCCACACUGGAGAAAAGCCAUAUCAAUGUCUGGAGUGUGGGAAAAGUUUUAGCAUAAGCAGUUCCCUCACAUACCAUAAAAGGACCCACACAGGGGAGAAGCCAUACAAAUGUACGGAAUGUGGAAAGAGCUUUGCUGUAAGCAGUUCCCUUAGUUCUCAUAAAAGAAUCCAUACGGGGGAGAAACCGUACCAAUGUCAGGAAUGUGGAAAGAGUUUUAGAAAGAGUUGUUCUGUGACUUCCCACAGAAAGAUCCACAUGGGAGAAACCAUAUGAGUGCACAGACUGUGGGCAGAACUUCAGAGACCCGAGUUCUGAGGUUAUGAUCCUUGUGCAGAAAUGUUAGAAUUUUUUAUUGGCCAAUGUGAUUGAAUACAAAAGGAUUUUCACUCAACGAAAUGUCAUGGAAGUCGAUCAUGGACUAAAAUGAACUGGUGCGGCUGAAAAAAGGAAAAUGUGGAAUUAUCACCCCAUAUCCCUCUACCACGGAGAUGGGUGAUUAAGAAAUUGGAUGGAUGGAUGAUAGAGAUAUUAUCUUUUCAUUAUAUAAGAUUUAAGAUGAUAAGAUGGUGGAUGAGAUCAAGCAAAAGAUCUUGGAAGAGUUACAGCUAAUUGAGUCUGUCAUUUGCACCUCAAUAAUUGUC
Messenger RNA from Thamnophis elegans (Western terrestrial garter snake), 5333 nucleotides. RefSeq names its product zinc finger protein 91-like. Bases 235 to 4965 code for a protein of 1576 amino acids. Gene Ontology annotation, molecular function: RNA polymerase II cis-regulatory region sequence-specific DNA binding; DNA-binding transcription factor activity, RNA polymerase II-specific. The transcript has 13 exons. Gene Ontology annotation, biological process: regulation of DNA-templated transcription. The record is from RefSeq and is a predicted model, not a curated record. NCBI's taxonomy places the organism in Eukaryota, Metazoa, Chordata, Lepidosauria, Squamata, Natricidae.